Culex pipiens pallens (northern house mosquito) is the source of this 1143-nucleotide messenger RNA. Its product is annotated as phospholipase A1-like. The transcript is spliced from 3 exons. NCBI's taxonomy places the organism in Eukaryota, Metazoa, Arthropoda, Insecta, Diptera, Culicidae. Gene Ontology annotation, biological process: lipid metabolic process. The record is from RefSeq and is a predicted model, not a curated record. Gene Ontology annotation, molecular function: lipase activity. Bases 88 to 1089 code for a protein of 333 amino acids.
AGCUGGGUUCUGUGGUGCAGUCUGUGACCCCUGAAGUUCUACGCGUGAACGAAACGGAGUUUAGUGCUGUGUACAGGUUGUGACACAAUGGUUGCGAUCGAGGUGAUCUACAAGACUGUACUGGCGUUGACGCUGGUGCGUGGAGUUGCGCUAGCGGAAGAUACGACCGAUCCAUCGCUUCGUUCGUUUGUUUCAGCGGCGAUCGGUUCCAACCGGAUCGGGUUUGCACCCAGUUUUAGCGCCAAGCGGGACGUUCGCUUCUACCUGUACACGCCCCUCACGGAGAUUGAGUCGCACGUGUUUUCAAUUGAAAAUGCCGGUUCGUUGUCACGCACGUUCUACAACACCAGUCUGCCCCUGCGCAUCAUCAUUCAUGGCUGGAUGAACAACGUAACUUCGUUGGCGAUCCGUGGCAUCAAGGAUGCCUACCUGGAACGGGGAGACUACAACGUCAUCGGUGUCGACUGGAACAAGGGAGCCGCGGAACCGUACCUCCGGGCCUCCCAGUACACCCUGGCCGUCGGCUACGUGGUAGCCGAUCUCAUCAACCGAAUUGUACGCUCCAACAUGACAAAGAUGGACGAAAUCUUCCUAAUCGGGCACAGCUUAGGGGCACACAUAGCCGGAAACGCCGGCCACCUCGUCACAGUUGGUCGGGUCAAAACGAUUUUCGGCCUGGAUCCCGCCUCGAUCAACUUCUUCGAAGACGAACCCGACACCCGGCUGAGCGCGAACGAUGCCGAGUACGUGGAAGUGAUCCACACCAACACACAAUUCUCCGGCUAUCCGCACCCAAUCGGACAGGUCGACCUGUACGUGAACUAUGGCAAGAAGCAACCCGGUUGUCUGACCGAAUCGUGCAGCCACGGCAGGUCGAUCGAGUUCUUCAUGGAAUCGCUAGCGAAGGACUGCAAGGGCUUUUGGGGCGCCCGGUGUGACGACUACAACGAGCUGAAGACGAAAACGUGCUACAACCUGAAGCAGCAAGCCCUAAUGGGGGGAGAUCCCCCGAGGUACGAGAACGAGAAAGGCAUCUACGUGGUGGUGACGUCGGUGGAUCCCCCGUAUGCGCUGGGUUAUAACUAUUAGAGAGUGGAGAUUGUGCGAUUGAUAAGGGACCUGUGUUAUGGAAAUAAAUCUAUA